GUGGUGUGCAUUCAAGGCCCACCGGGGACUGGUAAAACGAGCGUGGUGGUGGAAAUCAUCGCCCAAGCCGCGGCGAGGGGCGAGCGCGUACUCGCGUGCGCGCCGAGCAAUUUAGCGGUGGAUAACCUGGUCGAGCGCCUGGACGGCGUCACCGACGUUCGAGCGGUACGUUUCGGCGCACCCGAACGCAUCAGCGCCGCCGCGCUCUCGUGCUCGCUCGACGCCAAAGUUUCCGAGGCGACCGAGUUGUUUUUCCAAACGCAACGCGUGGAAUCGAGCGAGACGUCUACGAAACUUCGCGCGUUGAUGGACCGCUAUCAAAAGGCGACCAACGUGCCGAAAAAGCAAAGGGAAAAGCUUCAGAGCGAAAUAGAGGCGCUGAAAAAGAAGCUCAAAACCACGGUGAGCGCUGGUACGAAGCAUCGUAAGGCGUCGCAGGCAAAGAUUUUGCGAGAAGCCAACGUGGUGUUGGCGACGAACGCGGGCGCGGGAAUGGACACGGUGCAACAGCUGCCGCCCUUUGAUCUCGUCGUCGUAGACGAGGCGGCGCAAGCGAGCGAACCUUUGAGUUGGAUUCCACUCGUGCGCGGCAGACGCGCUGUUUUGAUCGGUGAUCCGUGCCAGUUGGCGCCCGUCGUGCGCUCGCUCGAAGCCGUCGAGGCGGGAUUGGCUCGCUCGCUCAUGUCGAGAUUGAUGCCCGCACCAGAAAAUUUAGACGACGAAGACGACGGAUGGAACGCGCGUGCAUAUGCCUCAUCGGGCGUGCUCACCCUGACGCUCUCGACGCAGUACCGCUCACACGAAACCAUUAGCUCGUGGUCGAGUCGUGAGGCGUACGGGGGACGCCUGCGCGCCGCCGAAAGCGUUCGCGGCGCCUUGCUUCGCGACUUGCCCGGAGUGCAAGAUACGCAAAUCACGCGCAUACCCAUGCUCAUGAUUACUGCUCGUUCGCCUUACGGGCGCAUUCCAGCAGAGUGUAACGAACGUCGCGUUGGUGGCUCCUACAUCAACGAAGGCGAGGCGACGACGGCGGCGGCGCACGUACUGAUGAUGCUCAAGGCGGGCGUGCGCGCGUCAGACAUUGCGGUGAUUUCUCCCUACGCCGCCCAAGUUCGCUUGCUUCGAAGCGUUCUCGCGGUCGCGCUCGAGGACGUUGAAGGCGCUGAUGCUGUGGAGAUUUCCUCGAUCGAUUCGUUUCAAGGGCGCGAGGCGGAGUGCGUCAUCAUCAGCACGGUGCGCUCGAAUGCUCGCCGCGGCGUCGGUUUCUUGUCCGAUAACCGACGCAUGAACGUAGCGGUGACGCGCGGAAAACGACACGUGACAAUCAUAGGAGACGACAAGACAAUCAUGGGAGAUGCGUUUUUGCGACGACUCGUCGAGCACAUCGAAGCC
Messenger RNA from Ostreococcus lucimarinus CCE9901, 1392 nucleotides. RefSeq lists its product with no specific name. Gene Ontology annotation, molecular function: 5'-3' DNA helicase activity. The record is from RefSeq and is a predicted model, not a curated record. The annotation marks the transcript as partial. The transcript has a single exon. Lineage: Eukaryota; Viridiplantae; Chlorophyta; Mamiellophyceae; Mamiellales; Bathycoccaceae.